AUGGCAACUAAAACUAAGAAAAGCAAGGUUUCGACCAAAGCCACCAAGGCUACUAAGGGCAGUAAAGAGGAAGAAGUCAUUCCAGUUAACAGAGUUAACAAUGCUGUUAUUAAAUUGCAAGAAUAUUUGAAGGAAAAUGGAUCAAAUGACAAUCAGUUAAUUGAUGAUUCUGAAUUGGAGGCUCAGCUACAGUUGAUCCUAGUCAACACUGAAUCUUUUACUGGUUCUUUGAAAAACUUCAAACCAAAACUAAUUACAGUUCCUCAUUCUAUCUUCAAGCCAUGGAAGGAAGCUAGCACCACCAUGGUUAAAGAUUUCAAGACUCUUUUGAUUCUAAAAGAUUCUGAUAUCAAUUCAGUGACAUCAGAAGACUUGAUCGAUCUACUUCCAGAACAUAUUACUAUUGAUGCCAUCAUAUCUGGUAAAGAUUUGAAGACAAAAUACAAGGCUUUUGAAAAGAGGCGUGCAUUUGUACAGGAUUUUUCUUUCAUUCUAGCUGAUGACUCGAUAGUGACAGCUUUGCCCAAGCUAUUAGGUGGUAAAGCAUACAGUAAGUUGAAUACCACUCCAAUUGCCAUUAACACAAGAUCGGAUAACAAGUUUAACAAGACAACUUUGGUAAAUAGCAUCAAGAGAAUUUAUGAUACUAAAAUCCCAGUCAAACUUCCAAGAGGUAACACGAUGAAUGUUCAUCUAGGUUCAUUGGAAUGGUUCACCCCAGAACAAUUGACUGAAAAUAUCAUUUCUGUCGCUAAACAGUUCAUCGAAAAGUACAAUAUCAGAACCAUUCUUCUCAAAUCUAACGAAUCACCAGUCCUUCCAUUAUACGUUAAUUUGGAAGUAUUAGACAAAUUGGUUGGGUCCAGACAUGAUGCUAAGACUUCCGUUCAAAAUGUCAUAGAAAUUGAUGGUGUCGAAUUGCAACUAUCACAAUUUGAGAAAUCUUUGUUAGAAAUUGCAAAUCCAGACGAACUAGACUCCUUGUUUGCUACGCAAAUUAAGCAAGCCAAAAGAAACUUGGAAGAGGUCGAGGCAGAAGAAGAGCAAGAAGAACAAAAGAAAGAGCAAACGAAAGAACAAAAAUCCAGCGCUAAAAGACAAAAGACAAAGAAUAAAAACGUAAAAAAUUAG
This is a messenger RNA of Kluyveromyces lactis, 1131 nucleotides long. RefSeq names its product Cic1p (gene CIC1). The record is from RefSeq and is a predicted model, not a curated record. The transcript has a single exon. The coding region runs from base 1 to 1131 and encodes 376 amino acids. Lineage: Eukaryota; Fungi; Ascomycota; Saccharomycetes; Saccharomycetales; Saccharomycetaceae.